AUGGAGCUUCGUAAAAAUAGUUUUGCAGUUAAUCAUUCUAGUAUUAAAACAAAAAUGGUUGAAAUUAUAAGAUCAAGUGCAAGACUAGCUCAAGAUGAGGCAGAGAAGUUAGCAAUUGCUAAUUUUAAGUUUUCACAGCAUUGGCUUGGUCAUUUUUUAAAACGUUAUGACCUUUCUCUUCACUACAAGACUAAUAUUGCACAAAAGUUGCCUGAUAACCUUGAGAAUAAGCUAUUAAAGUUUCAACAGUUUGUUAUUUGCCUUAACCAGAAAAAUAAUUAUCCUCUUGAUAUGAUUGCAAAUAUGGAUGAGAAGCCAGUUUGGUUUGAUAUAGUAGGUAACUUGACUAUGAAUCCAAGAGACAUAAAAACAGUUUAUGUUCGGUCAACAGGAAAUGACAAAAAUCGAUUUACUGUGGUAUUAACAUGUCUUGCUGAUGGCACUAAGCUCCUUCCAAAUAGAAUACGACCAGAGGAACCUCAUUCAAAAACAAUGCUUGUCUUAGAUUCUUUUUCAGCAUAUAUUUCAGAGUGA
This is a messenger RNA of Cetraspora pellucida, 534 nucleotides long. The record is from the annotation of a GenBank genome assembly. NCBI's taxonomy places the organism in Eukaryota, Fungi, Glomeromycota, Glomeromycetes, Diversisporales, Gigasporaceae.